Molecule: messenger RNA, 1655 nt
Organism: Branchiostoma belcheri (Belcher's lancelet)
Lineage: Eukaryota; Metazoa; Chordata; Leptocardii; Amphioxiformes; Branchiostomatidae
Product: sushi, von Willebrand factor type A, EGF and pentraxin domain-containing protein 1-like
Exons: 10
Coding region: 82-1590 (502 amino acids)
Source: RefSeq, a predicted model, not a curated record
GUUUUGGAGACUACAUGUUCUGCAUCUUCCGGACAACACAGCACCAAGGUCAAUGGAGGGUGGACAGUGCCUGUAACCGAUAUGGUCUGUCAAGACUCAAUGGAUCCUGUGUGCCAAGGUUGCCCUGCUGAUAUCUCUGUAUAUUCUGCAAACCGAGAGAAGAUCAUUGAUUGGGUUGAACCAACAUGGUCAGACAACAGUGGAGACAUAGCAGACAUAUUUAGAUCACAUAUUCCAGGGUCCUUGUUCUACUGGGGAUCCCCGCAGUUCGUGUAUUACAUCGCCAGGGACAAUGCUGGAAACACAGGCUUCUGCAAUUUUACAGUUAUUGUAAAGCAACACGCCUGCCCUUACCAAGCUCCACCACGUAAUGGCGCCCUUGCCUGUGACACGUGGUUAGGAGGCCAGUUCUGCUCAGUGUCCUGUAACCGUGACUUUGGAUUUGCCCGUGAGCCAGAAUCACUUUACUACUGCAAACAGGAGGAAGGGGGAGGGAGAUGGUCUUCACUUUUCCCUAGUUUUCAAGGAAUCAUCUUUCCUUGGCCAGACUGCACAAGAACUUCAUCACCGGGGGUAGUUGGUCCUUUUCAAGUCCAAUACUACACAAGUGACUGUGCUGUUGACACAGAAAAAAUCCGGCAGAACUUUGUUGAGCAGGCCAAGAUGCUAAAUUUCUUAGCAGAAGGGUUCUGUAUGGACGAGGCAGAAUGCAACAUAGACAACGUUCAUGUGUCAUGUGGGACGUCUUCCACGGAUGGAGCAAGAAAAAUUCACUAUUUUAUCAACGUAGACUUUGAUGUAGUGAUUACUCUGAAGGAGAGCUCUUCCUUCAACGGGUCUUUUUCCCAGACUGCAACAACACAGAUGGGUCUUUUUGUGUUGGACAUCGAAAAUACGAUCAUGAAUGGAGCGUUCAAUAUUUCAGUAGGUAACCAUACCAUUUCCACCAUCCCUGGCUCCUUCAAGAUAGGAGAGACAGUAUUGGUGUGCAGCCAAGGACGUGUGCUCAAAGAUUCAGCUUGCUUGAGCUGCCCAGCGGGAACCUUUUCUAAUGGUACAUCAUGCACAGACUGUCCACCAGGGUUCUACCAGGACAAAGAAGCCCAGAUAUCCUGUCUGCCUUGUCUGAACGGAACGGCAACCUACCAUCCAAGGGCGGUGUCAGCUGAGGAAUGCCAAGAAAUGUGCGAACAUAACACCUUCGAUGAUGAAACCACAAAUCAUUGCAAAAAUAUGUCUAUUACAGCUGCACCUGAAAUAGGAAGUCACGGCUGCCCUCCUGACACUGUUCCAUACUCCAACUCGUGCUACAUCCUGCUCGACGAGUCUGCCGACUACAUGACUGCCAGGAAGAUCUGUGAGAGUGGCGGAGGUUAUCUUGUAGUAGUUAAAGAUGAAGGGGAACAUCAGUUCCUCAUUGAUCACCUCAACUCUACAGUAGACAUCUGGAUUGGUCUUGACGACAUCAUCAAUGAAGGAACUUUUGUGUACAACGAUGGGAGUCCACUUGGAGCAUUCAGUAAAUGGGCACACGGUGAACCUAAUGACGGAGGAGGUAAUCAAGACUGUGUCCAUAUAUGUGGCCGUUAGUUGGGAUGGCAUGGGAUGACGACAUAUGUACCAGAGAUAGACUCUUUAUGUGCGAGUUUAAAAAG